This is a messenger RNA of Purpureocillium takamizusanense, 4046 nucleotides long. RefSeq lists its product as uncharacterized. The coding region runs from base 1493 to 3229 and encodes 578 amino acids. The transcript has a single exon. The record is from RefSeq and is a predicted model, not a curated record. NCBI's taxonomy places the organism in Eukaryota, Fungi, Ascomycota, Sordariomycetes, Hypocreales, Ophiocordycipitaceae.
UGCCCACCCACUGUGCUGCUGCACCCGCCGGCGCCACCCUCGCCGUCGCCUCUCACUGGCGGCCCUUUUUUCUUUCUUCUCCUUCUGCCCUCACUCACUCCACAACUUCCAUCACCCUUUCUCCUCCUCCUCCUCCUCCGUCCUCUUUGCAUCCCCCCGUCCGUUCGUCCUUCACCGCCCUCCCCUCGCUCUCUUCCUCGCAUCCUCCGCCCCUCGACGCCUGGUUCGCUCUUCCUUCUGUCAACCUCGUCCGCGAGUUGUUCGUCCUCGUUUGCGCGUGCAUCGCUUCGUCCGCCCCGCCCGCAGCGGUCACAACAGCACCAACCAGCAACACUCCAAGGUACCCCAGCAGACCGGAUUUCGCAACGCCAGGCGGGGGGACAUCGCGUCGAGCAGGAAGCUCCGAGACGUUCGGUUCGGCUCAGCAUCAUCCAGUCACCUCGACUUCUGUCGACCUGUACUCUAUUCUCUCUUCACCAGAUCGGCCGCUCCUUGUCUUCGACAGAAAUCAACCCAAGCGUUCCUCGUCAGCCUGUUUGUAUUUUGACCGUCUCCAUCGUCGACCGAAUCCACAAUCACGAGCCGUCUUCGCCCGAGGAGCCUACACUCAGAAGGGGGCCCAACCUCGAUCACUGAUUGAUAGAAUCGAAUCAUCACUUCCCUGGGGUGACAAAGAAGCGCAACCCGUGGAACGGAAAGAACGCGCUGUUUGGAACGGUACUUUCUUGAUCUUCAUCCUCGGUUGCACGGCCGUCUCCUUCCAGAAGACGUCGCCGCUGCCGUUACGACCCGUGCACUAGAGCUGAUCGAGAGUAGCGACUGCCGCCUCGUGCUCGCCGCAACCCUGAAAUCAUCACCCUGUUGAGAAGGCUCGAGCCAGCAUCUCGCCCUCGGCAGGCAACUUGUUCCCGGCAUUAUCACACUGCGACGGUCUUGCGCGUCCCUACGUCCCAAAUCACUUCGUCAGUUGACUCUGCUGCCACCUUCCGACCGCGAGCAAGUCGCCGUUUCGUUCUCAUCAACGCUCGACGCUCUUUCCGCCGGCCAUUGCGCUGCCGCCCACCUGCAUCACUUCCUUCACAGACGUCUGCAUUGUCGUGACGCCUGCCAGGACAUAUUCUUCAUCUAAUCUUGUCUUUACAUUUACUCUUGAAGCCCCCCACGGAUAUUUCUCUCCUCCUGUCCACAGUUACUUCGGUUUUCUUGGAUUCCAUCCCUCUUCUUUCUGGUUGUUCCGACAACGAUUUCUCGCCCGUCGGCUCGUCGUUUCCAGCUCUUCCAGUAAGCUUGAAAAGCAUCGCCAUAUCGACUCAGUUCGGAAUCAACCGGCGCAUUUUUAGGUCGCCUGUCUCGACGACUGUUAUCCGUUCUUAAUCUUGUCUUUGCCUCGGGGGCCUUGACUCACAUUCAUUCUUAAUACUUCUUCUCAAGCAUCGCCCUUGGCCCAUCCUCAACUUAAAGCGACAUCAUCUUGUGUCAGUCUCCCUGAGCAAUGGACGCUGGCAGUCUCGCUCAGAUGUCUGUCAACAAUUUCGCUUCUCACAACGGCCUGCCCAUGCCGUCGGGCGGUCUGGCUUCUCGCCGAGGCGGUCAGAACAUCAAACCUUUGUCGUUUGACGCCAUCAAGCAGGGCAACGCCAAUGUCAAGGACGGCGGCGCUCCGACUCCUCGCACGAGCAGAUCCCAUCUACUUGCGGGCCUUAGGACCGCCCCGAAGUCUGCCACCGCCGCUUCCUUUGGCUCGGGCGCCCCCAACAAUGGUCUCUCCGCGCAGCAGCACGCCAGGAACAGCAUGGCUGCCAAUCUCUCUGGUUACGGCAACGGCCAGGACGCCCUGUACAAUGCGCCCAAGACGGCGUUUCCCCAGUACGGCGUUCAGCAGAAUGGCACCCAGAACAUGAUGGGCCAGCAGCUGCAGCACCAGCAGCUCCACCAGUUGCAGCAGCAGUACACGGUUGAACAAGUCCUUACGCCCCCUUCGGUCAACAUUGAUGAGGAGGAUCCGACACUGUACGCUCAGCUGGUCGCCACCAACUACUACCUGGCACAGCAGCAGCGGCAGCUCCAGGCUCAGCUUAGAAGCGUCCAGGCUGCUGCCCAGCAGUUCCAGCAGCUGAACCUCAGCAACCCACAGCUCACGCAGCAGCAGAUGGCUAUUUACGAGCAGCAGCAGCAGCUGAGGAAUAUGCAGCAGCAGCUCAGCGUGCAGGCGGCUAUGAGCCAGGGCCAGCAAGUGUACUACAACGCCGCCACAGGCCAGUAUUACGUCGAUACCUCAGCUGUUUCGCAGGUCGCCUCGCCCUACGCUGAGCAGCCUAUGUCGCCCGCGUUCAAUACAUUUCAGCAGCAGCAGCAGCAGCAACAAUUGUAUCAUCAGCAGUUGACCACUCCGCGCGUUCAGGUCUCCCCUCCUCCUGAGAACCAGCAGUCGUUCCGUACUAGCUCGCCCCCAAAGCGCUUCGACUCGCCCUCCGAGGUCGCCCCGCUACCCCCGCCUUCGGCCAACGCGUUCCGUCGCGGCCACAAAAAAGCGUCUUCUCUCGCUCCCGUCAACAGCGCCCUCGCUGCCGCCGGUGGUGUUGCGGAUGCACCCAAGUCUGCUGGCCCCAAGACGGCUUCUUUCCCGCUGACUCCGAUGACUGGGGGAUACGGUCCUGGCCAGGGCCGCGCCGGCGAGCAUCCCAUCCGACAGCCCCGAGGCCCACCAUCGCUCGAUGAGCUUAAGGCCAAGCCUACCGCCAAGCAUGAGGGCAGCAAGAACUUCGCCACUCGCACCAGGCGCUCUGCCGUGCACAACCUCGUCCGCGCAGGCCUGGAGCGUCGCAAAGGCACUGGCAGCUCCGUCGGUAGCAUGAGCCCCGUUUCGGAGACGGCCGAGGAAUCCAUCACCCCCAUCACCGACAACGAGUCUGACUCCGGGCGUAGCGGCUCGGGCAGCCUUGCCGGCGAGUUGGAGUGCGCCAGUUCCCGCACUUCUGCCAGCGGCAGCUGGGGAGCCAUCGGCUCAGAUAGGCCGAGCUCGCGUCAGAAGGCCCGCGGCAGCGUCGACAGCAUCAGCAGCAACGGCGGUGCGCCGACCGGCGAGUCUGACAAUGGAUCGUUUGCCGACGUGUUCAAGAACGGCGCUCUGCGCGCGUCCAAGGCUCAGGAGGCCGCUGACAGCCAGCGCAAGCCUUCACGCCUCGUUCUGACUAGCGUUGAGCGACGGAAGGCCGGCCCAACGGCUUAAACACAGCGGGAGGCAGUCUCUAUUUUCCCUCUUCUUCACGCUUAUCAAAAUUUUCACGACUUUACGCACCCGGACUCUGUGACAUGAUUGCUCGGACAGGCGGAUUUGCAUUUCUCGACACGGUCUUGAUGUCUGGCUCCUGGCCCCGUUUGCGGUAUCUUGGGCAAGCCUAGCCUCAUGGCAGGCAGCUUGGGCAAAGGUUGUCUGAUCAACGUCACACACAACUGCCAGGACCAAUAAUUCUCUUCUCAGUCUCUCCUUGACAACAACAACUUUAAUUUGGCCACGACGUGCUAGGGGCAUAUCCCUGCAGCAUAUUCAUCACGCUUAGAAGGUGAAGUCGGUUGCUCUGGUGGUGGACGGCGAAUUGGGAAUGUGGUGGCCUACGAUUAUACCAUACCACUUUGCAUGGGGCAAAACAGAAAAAAACAUCUUAAUUGCUUUGGUCAGUUUUGGGUGCUGGUCUGUCGUCUCCUCGACGGGGACCCGGAUACGCAGGCUUGCGUGGAGGAAUGCCAGUUCCUUACUCCCCACGUCAGAAGGCGGACCUGCCUGCUGUGUUUUCUUUUCCUUGUGCGUACCCUUGCUCGGGAGCAUUGGCUGCUCCCGCCUCGCGUCUGCUGUUCGAUGUCGAAGCGCGACGCGGUGGUGUCGUGGCGCAGCCUGGACUGCCGACGACGGGUAGGAGAGCCUAGGGCCAUACACAGACGGGGUGGAUUCAUGACUGGAUGAGAGGCCUCGUGGCCUGCUCGAUCGAACGGGGGGUCGGUAGGAAUAGAUAGCUAAGGGCAUGGCACAAUACAAAUUGUUUGCCGUA